Molecule: messenger RNA, 2614 nt
Organism: Lotus japonicus
Lineage: Eukaryota; Viridiplantae; Streptophyta; Magnoliopsida; Fabales; Fabaceae
Product: scarecrow-like protein 6
Exons: 2
Coding region: 208-2331 (707 amino acids)
Biological process (GO): regulation of DNA-templated transcription
Cellular component (GO): nucleus
Molecular function (GO): sequence-specific DNA binding; DNA-binding transcription factor activity
Source: RefSeq, a predicted model, not a curated record
AGAGAGAGAGAGAGAGAGAGCACUCUACCACUUUUAUACGCUGCACGCAUCCAUCUUGAGAAAACACAACCAAACAAAGAGUGUUCCACACAGAGAAAACACAACCAAACAAACCAACAAGGAUUUAUCACAUUCAUUCAUUCAUGGCUUUCUCUCUUCACUACCACAACCAUUUGGAGCCAAAUACAAAAAAUCCAUAGAGAUUAGAUGAAGGCCAUGCCCUUGUCCCCUUUUGAGGAAUUUCAAGGGAAGAAGGGUGUGUUGUUGGAUUUCACCUCAUCCUCAGAUUCAUUCUCACUGCUUUUACAUCAUCAUCAUCAUCAGAAUCAGCCACAAAAGUGGACCUGCAGUGACAAAAAGGAGGAUUUUUGCUAUGUGGGCAGCACUGAGCCCAACUCUGUUCUUGACUCCAGAAGAAGCCCAACCUCUCCUACCUCCUUCUCCACAAUGUCCUCCUCUCUUGGCAGCAGCAGCAGCAACAGCUCCGGCAACGGUGGUGGUGGUGGCUCAGCCAACACCACCGCCACAGCAGUGCCAACUGUCUCAGAGAAUCUUCCUCAUGAAGACUGGGAUGGUCAAGAUCAAUCUCUUCUGAGACUAAUCAUGGGUGAUGUUGAAGACCCAUCUGCAGGAUUGACCAAGCUCUUGCAAAGCACUGGUUGUGGGUCUCAAAAUGUUGAUUUCAGUGGAAAUUUUGGUGUUGUGGAUCAAGGGUUGAACAUGGAAAGUGAUAUCAACUCUUCUAUGCCAGAGAGUUACAAUUACCCUGGUUUUGGAUUCAAUUCUGGGAACAUGGAUGCUCACAAUGCUAAGGUUUCAGAAUCCAUGUUCUCUUCUUCAGGUAAUAUGAACAAUCCUCUUUUGGUGUCAUCAUCUCCUGGUGGAUUCAGUUCUCAGCAGCAGGAGUUUGGGGUAGUGGGUGAGAAGCCUCAGGUUAUCAACCCACAGUUUCUGUUAAACCAGAACCAAGUUCAAUUCUCUGAGAAUCCCUCUUUCUUUGUGCCAUUGAGGUACCCUCAAGUGCAAGAGCAGCAAGUUUUCUCUCAGCACAUGGUUGGGCACAAUUAUCAGGCUCCAAGGUUACCCCUUUUGGGUUCUGGACAAGAGAUGUUUGUUAAAAGGCCUCAGACACAGGUUCCACUGUUUCCUCACCAUAUCCAACAACAGCAAUCAUUGGUUGUUGCUCCUUCUGGUAAACAGCAGAAGGUGAAUCCUACCGGAGACGAUGCAAAUCACCAGCUCCAGCAGGCUAUCUUUGAUCAGCUAUACAAGACUGCUGAACUGAUAGAAGCUGGUAAUCCGGUUCAAGCACAAGGGAUAUUGGCGCGGCUCAAUCACCAGCUCUUCCCUACUGGUAAGCCUUUUCAGAGGGCUGCUUUCUAUAUGAAGGAGGCCUUGCAGUUAAUGCUUCAUUCAAACAUUCAUAAUUUGAUGGCUUUCUCACCUAUUAGUUUCAUAUUUAAAAUUGGUGCUUAUAAAUCGUUUUCUGAGAUAUCACCGGUUCUUCAGUUUGCCAAUUUUACUUGCAAUCAAUCCCUCAUCGAGGCUUUGGAAAGGUUUGAUCGGAUUCAUAUUAUUGAUUUCGAUAUCGGGUUCGGAGUGCAAUGGUCCUCUUUUAUGCAAGAGCUUGCCUUCAGAAGUAGUGGAGCACCUUCACUUAAAGUCACUGCUGUUGUUUCGCCCACAACUUGCAAUGAGUUUGAGCUCAAUUUCACCUGUGACAAUUUGAAUCAAUAUGCGAAAGACAUUAACAUGUCAUUUGAGUUCAAUGUUUUGAACAUUGAAUCAUUGAACUCUCCUACUUGUCCCCUGCCUGUUCAUUUCUUUGAAAAUGAGGCUAUUGGUGUCAAUAUGCCAAUCUCAAGUUUCACUAAUUACCCAUCAUUGUUUCCUUUAGCGGUUCAGUUUGUAAAACAGCUCAGGCCAAAAAUUGUUGUCACUUUGGACCGAAACUGUGAUCGUAUCGAUUUACCACUUCCCAACAACAUAGGCCAUGUUCUUCAAUGUUAUUCAGCUUUGCUUGAAUCAUUGGAUGCUGUAAAUGUGAACCAAGAUGUUCUUCAAAAGAUCGAGAGACAUUUCGUCCAACCAGCUAUAAAGAAAAUCGUACUGGGCCACCAUCAUUCGCAGGAGAAAUUAACUCCAUGGAGGAACCUGUUUCUUCAAUCUGGAUUCUCUCCAUUCACAUUCAGCAACUUCACAGAAGCUCAAGCUGAGUGUUUGGUACAGAGGGCGCCUGUGCGGGGAUUUCAAGUGGAAAGAAAACCCUCCUCUCUUGUUCUGUGCUGGCAGAGAAAAGAACUUAUCUCGGUUUCGACUUGGAGAUGCUGAUCAGCAACUAGCUUGUAUUUUAAAGGUGCUUGGUAACUUUGCAGUUUAUGUAAUUGUUUGUGUAAUUUAGGCUUAUUGAGGUGAUCCAUACCCAAAUGUUUUCUUAACUAAAUGGGUUGGAGUCUACGAUUCUAUAGUUUUAAUAGUAGUAUGUGACUUUGAAUAUGGGUGCUGAUUAACUGAUUAUGCUCUUCCCCACUUAAUCAUCUAAGAUGGGUAACUGUUUCUUUGUUAUCUUGAACACCAAGCAAAUUGCUUAGUAAGAAACGAACAAUUUAGCUAA